Molecule: messenger RNA, 1339 nt
Organism: Eruca vesicaria subsp. sativa (arugula)
Lineage: Eukaryota; Viridiplantae; Streptophyta; Magnoliopsida; Brassicales; Brassicaceae
Source: the annotation of a GenBank genome assembly
AAAGGUAAACUUCAGUAUAAAAAAUGUUAAUCUAAACAAAUAGUGAGAAAUAAAGGGAAGUAUAUCGGGAACAAUCUACACGUUCCUCUGCUUCACUCUAACACUUGUAUGCUUCUUCACUUCUUUGUCUUCUUCCUCUCUCUCCUUCCUCAAAUUCGCUUCGUUCACUUUCAGAUUCUCUCACCAAACACGAACUCCAGAUUCAUUUCGACAAUGGAAACAUUCCGAACAUUCCAUCUCUUCCUUUUUCUCUCUCACUUUAUCUUCUUCACAACACACACUACGCUUACGUCCGCAAACUCUCAGAUCGUUGACUGUACAAUGUGCACUUCUUGUGACAAUCCUUGUCAGCCAAAUCCCUCUCCUCCACCACCUACUCCAUCUCCACCACCUCCAGUCACCACCACCGCAUGUCCUCCGCCUCCUAGCUCCGGCGGUGGUAGUAGUGGUGGUCCUUACUACUACUACCCACCUCCUUCUCAGUCUACCUCUUACCGUCCACCACCGUCUUCCUCCGGAGGUGGUGGUUACGUUUAUCCACCGCCUAAAAGUGGAGGAAACUACCCUUUUACGCCGCCGCCGAACCCGAUCGUUCCUUACUUUCCGUUUUACUACUACAACCCUCCGCCGCAAUCUGUUGUAUUGUCAGGAUCCGUUGCGAAAACAAGUUUCUCUUACUGGUUUUCACUUGUCUUAGUUUUUUUGUCUUUGUUUCUGUUGAGUAUGAAUAAUACAGGUUAAAGAAGAUGAUAGAGGUUACUUGUAACAACAAGAAACUCUUGUCUCUUUGCAGAGAAGAUUACUAUGCAUGAGAGCUCAUAAUGCUAUUCAAAACGGUGAAUAAUGUUUCUCCAUUUUUCUACUGCUUUUUGCUUGAACAAGCAGGAAUAUAUAUUUGUACUUGCAUCUCUUUUAAAAUUUCUAUGAAUGUAGUUUUUUUCUUCUCUUUUUUUUUGCAUAAUAGUAAAAAAUAAAUAAAUGGGGGUUGCCACUAUUUUGAAUUUUACUUAAGUUUCAACAAACUAUUUGAUGCUAUAUAGUAUGGUUAAAAUGAACAAAAGCAUUUUUUCCUUAAAAUAUAAAUUAUUAACGAAUGAAAUGAGUCUUUGCUUAAGGAAGAGAUGAUGUAGAGAAGUACAAUAGGACUACUGGAUAUUGAAACUUAUUUUUGUAAUUCGAAAAAAUCAAAACCGCUAUAAAUGAUUUUGGGUCUACUACAUGUUCAACAAGCAUCCAAUGUCAGUUGCUGUUUAAUUUUAAAACAUUUUUGUUGUUGAUGUUGACACUCUAAUUGAACGCAUAAUGAUAUGAACAGGUUUUGAAGUUAACAAUACCAACC